Prorocentrum cordatum is the source of this 1998-nucleotide messenger RNA. NCBI's taxonomy places the organism in Eukaryota, Dinophyceae, Prorocentrales, Prorocentraceae. The record is from the annotation of a GenBank genome assembly.
GGAAAGAGGAAGAUCUCGUUCAUGCUGCAGGUGAUGAACUCCACGGCGGCGCUGGCGACGCAGCAGGCCCACGGCUCGGAGGCGGAGCUCAACCGCGAGAUUCACCUGGCACACAAGACAGCGGCAUGCUUCGCCUCAAUUCCUAAUCGGGGCACUGGUGGCGUCGCGCUGCUCAUCCCUGGGCUAUCGCCGGCCGAAGCUGCUGACCCAGAUCGAUCUCGUCACUCGGAGCCCAUCCCUGGUCGGGUCCAGCGGUUACAGAUCAAGUCGGAUGUAUCCGAUGCUGCAGCGGGCGCACUCCCCAACAUGAUCGCGAUCUACAACGCUCGCGACUCCCGGCUCACCGCGGACCAGGUCCAGCGCACGAGGUGCUCGAUCCGCGCCGAGCUCAGCAUUGCCGAACAACAGCCGGAGCGGAUCGCCGUGCUCGUCAUGGGUGACUUCAACUUCAUGGAUGAGGCUCCGCUCGAGCCGGCCGCGCCGCUGGUCAACAAAGGCCUUCCUCGUCGGCGAAAUCACCACCCAGAACACCAGCUGCUAUGGGAACAAGCUCUGGGUGACAUGGUUGAGGUGGACCCUGAGUUGCCGACGCACUACACCGAGCACUCGCAGCAGUGCACGUGGAUUGACAAGAUCUACAUCAGCUCGCCGCCGUGGCUGCUGAUCCAGUGGCGCGCGAAGGCGCGCGCCCCCGCGGCGCCUGGCGCCCUCUUCGACAGGGGCAUCUCCGACCGCGCCCCAGCUCACCUUCGGCUCGGAGCGCGUGCCCCCGAGGACAGCGAGCUGCAGCCGAUCCCGCAGAACAGCUUCGAGAGCCUCCUCUCCACCAAAUACUUCGACCUGCUGAGCGGCGCUGCAGACAUGGACAACUACCCGCCCUUCAUCCGCCUCAAGGAAUACAAGCGCCUCAUUCGCGAGGCGGCCAGGCUGACGCGCAACGACGUGACAGACGCACGCGCCCCUUGCUCGGCGGCUGCCUUCGAGACGCGCAGGGCGAUUUCAAGGGCCGCAUGGCGGAAUGACUGGAAGAGUGCUCGCACGCUGCAUGCUAGCACGAAGCUGGGCGCAAAGUUCCAGGACAUCUCUGACAGCAACAACAUCACGCUUAUCGAGCCUGGGACUUCCCGCCGCACAUUCGAGCAGCAUCAGCAGGAGCACUUGGACCAGUGGGCGGAGGCCCUGCAGCAGGAGGAGCAAGCGAGGGACACCCACUACCGCAAGAGACAGCGCCUCCGCAAGAUGCAGAGGGCGAUCCAGAAGCGUGGCAAGCUCUGGACCCCCACUGUUGAAGUGCUGAAGCUCAAGGCCAUCGAGGUCCUACACGACCACAGCACCACCGAAAAGCUUGAAGACAUGAUUGCCGAGCUUCGGCGCCAAUGGUCUCCUGUGUUUCAGGCGAAGCCGAGUCACGCCAAGCACGUGAGCCGCUACUUGGACAAGCGCAUCAUCCCCUACGGUAGCUCCCAGAUGGACACCCCGACGCUAGGCAAAAUGCAGAACCUCAUGCGCAGGCUCAACAACUCGGUGUCGCUCGAGGUAAUGAAAGGUUGUCCAAAAUCGCUGGACUUCAACGACUCGCUCAUGAUAUUCACCCCGGCUACCAGAUUGGCCAAGGCUACGAGACCCCUCUCCUUGAAGAACACGGACUGCAAGAUUGCGGCUGCCAUGGGAAACGACCUGGCGAAGCCGAUCGUCGCGAAAGACGCCCACGGUGCGCAGAAAGGCUUCCUCCCGAAGCAGCGAUUCAUCGAACGCGCGGUGGCUAUGGAUGCACAGUCUCGCAUUGUCGCCAUGCAAGAUAACCCGACGAACAGAGACUCGCUGAUGGUGCUCUACGACUUCGGCGAUGCGUUUCCACCGACGUGCAGAACCUGGCUCAACAUGGCGCUGGAGAAGGCCGACUUCCCUGAAGGCAUCCGCAACAUGAUUGAUGCGAUCUACCUCCUGCCUGUCGCUUUCACCAACCUCUCGGGCGCCAACGAGAUCUUCUGCGCUCUC